AUGGCACCUCCGAAGCUCAGUUACGGACUUAAUUUGUCCAAGGCGAACCCUAAGAAACCCUCACCUUCAAUCCUUGCAGGUCAGAAACGAAAGAGCUUGUGGGAUGACCCGGACUCUGAAGACGAAGGCCAGAAAGGAGAAUCAAACGGAAUUGAGAUUACAACGCUAGGCGGCCUAUCUCCUUUCCCGGAGGAAUCUAAAUCUCCAAAACCAACAAGCGAAGCUCCGUCAAAAAAGAAAACAGUACUGUCAAAGUGUGCUGAUGCGCCGCCCAAGCGUGAAUACACAAACCUCGCAGCUCUACACAGCAGCAAGAAGCAUGCAAAUGAAGCUGAAUCGCUUGACCCGUCAAUAUAUGACUACGAUGCAGUAUACGACCCUCUACAUGCGAAAACUAAGUCUAAAGCCUCCAACUCGAAUAACGAUCCCUCAGCGCAAGGGCCAAAAUACAUGACGGCUCUUCUCCGGAGUGCAGACACACGAAAACGAGACCAGCUACGAGCGAGGGAUAAGUUGCUUGCUCGCGAACGGGAAGCUGAGGGCGACGAGUUUGCUGAUAAAGAGAAAUUUGUGACUGCAGCGUACAAGGCACAGCAGGAGGAGGUGAGGAGGAUAGAAGCAGAAGACGCCGAAAAAGAAAAGGAAGAAGCGGAGAAGAGGAAAAAGGGGAUGGGAAUGGUGGGAUUCUAUCGGGAUGUGCUUAAGCGGGAUGAGCAGAGGCACGAAGAAGCUGUUAAAUCAGCGGAGGAAGCGGCGAGGAACAAUGCCGCAGCGGAGAAGGGAGAGGGCGAGGAUGAAGAGGUAAAAGAGAAGACUGCAACGCAGAUAGCAGAGGAACUCAAUGCCAGAGGCGCGAAUAUUGCUGUGAAUGAUGAAGGUGAAGUUGUUGAUAAACGACAGCUGCUUUCUGCAGGGCUGAAUGUUGUAUCGAAACCUAAACCGGCGGCUGCAGCAGCUGGUGCCUCCAAGGUUAGUACAGGAGCAAGAAGUGCUGGCACUGGGUUUGAUCGGGGUGGUAUUCGUGCUGCGCGCGAGAUGCAACGGGCCCGACAGACGGAGAUGCUCGCAGAGCAGCUUGAGGAGAAACUACGGAAGGAGAAGGAGGAGGAAGAAGCUCGACUACGAGAGUUGGCGGAGAAGACUAAGAGUCAGAAAUCGAAGGAGGAUGUCAUGAGUGCGAAGGAGAGAUAUCUUGCUCGAAAGAGGGAGAGAGAGAAGGAAAAGGAUAAACAGAAGGAAAACAGCUCUUGA
Messenger RNA from Microsporum canis CBS 113480, 1251 nucleotides. Its product is annotated as coiled-coil domain-containing protein 55. Gene Ontology annotation, biological process: regulation of alternative mRNA splicing, via spliceosome. The coding region runs from base 1 to 1251 and encodes 416 amino acids. The transcript has a single exon. NCBI's taxonomy places the organism in Eukaryota, Fungi, Ascomycota, Eurotiomycetes, Onygenales, Arthrodermataceae. The record is from RefSeq and is a predicted model, not a curated record.